UUGUUUUCUGUUCUUCCAAUCUAACCAAUACAAGAAAAAUCAACUCAACCAAAGCUCCCAACUCCCACACUCUCUUCUCUCAUUCCAUCAUCUCCUUUCUUCCAUCUCCUCCUCCCCACACUACACAAUCUCUCCAAUGGCAAUUAGAAACAGAAAGCUCUUCCCCUCUCUUAUGUCCACCAACGAAACCAUCUACUGCCCUGACUUAUGUGACCCCACCUGCCCCUACUACGACUGCCGGAACCCCGAAUACUACUUCCCUCUACCGCCCCCUCCGCCACCGCCUCCUUCCAGCCCCGGAGCCGCCCCCAUCUCCCCGUCCCUCAUCACUGCGGUUUCCCUGCUCUCCGCCUUGUUCAUCCUUCUCGGUUACUACGUGAUCAUUAGGAAAUCCUGCUUCCUUCGCAGGUCGAGGACCAACCACCAGCCGCCCCCAUCGGACGUUGGAGACGAGGAGUUCCUGGAUGAGAACCGCGUGGACCACCCAAUCUGGUUCAUCACGACGGUGGGGCUGCAGCAGUCGAUCAUAAAUGCGAUCACUGUGUGGAAGUACCGGAAAGGAGAGGGGCUGAUCGAAGGAUCGGAGUGCUCCGUCUGCUUGAAUGAUUUCCACGAAGGUGAGACCCUGAGGCUCUUGCCGAAAUGCAGCCAUGCGUUUCACAUUCAGUGUAUCGAUACCUGGCUCCAGUCCCACACAAAUUGCCCGCUCUGUCGGGCUAAUAUUGUGGCACCAAGCUCGGCCGGACAAAGCACUACCAGGGCACAGUUGGAGCGGAUGGAGCCGCACGGGGAGGACUUGGAUGUGAUCAGAGAUAACCAGAUGGAGAAUCUAAGGGGAAACAGUGGAACUGUUGAGAAUCUGGAAAGAGAUGGGGUUCUCGGAAUCGGGGGAGAAACUGGAGAAUUGCAAGGAGUUACCAUAGGAGAAGUUGUUCCGAAAGAUCAUCAUACUCAUGACGAGCUAGAGAUGCCAGAGGAGAUCGAAUUAGAGAGGAUCUCCGUUUCACAUUCGACCGAUGAUUCCUCCUCCUCCUCUUCUUCUUCGGAGCAACAAGUCCAUGUCGAAAUUCGAAACUCUUCUGCUCCAACUGCUGACCUGAAGCUAGAUGGUGAAGCUAAUAGUACACACAUACUCAAGAUGGUUUCAGCUGCGGAUUCUUCAUCAACCGAAAAAUCUAUGGCAAGAUCUCACUCGUGCGGUUCGGGGUACUUCUUGUCCCGACAUAGCAGGAACUGGAGCUCGAUCCUUCCUUUCUAGAGUUAUGAAUAUAUCAAAUCGUAAAGAUCGCAGAAAAUUUUCUGUAUGCGGGACUUCCCUCGGGCGGAAACGUCUCCUGUUGUGUCCAGGACUUACCAUAAUGGGCUAUGAGAAAUAGGAGAGAGUUUCCAGCAUGGAGAGACUGGAGCCAUGCAUAGUGUAUACUUUGAAAUCUAAUGUCGAUAUAGGAAAAGAUCCAAACGAGGGGGAAAUUUGGAGCUGCAACCGUUAGGUUUCAUUUUACGGAUUGCAUUGAUGCGAAACGACCUCCUCAUGUGUACGUGUAAGAAUUUUUGCACUGAGGUGGGUGUGCUCUCGUGUAUAAAGCGUAUGAUAUUCCUUUGAAGACGGAACCUCAACUUAAGAUCGGAUUGUAAGUACAGCCAAUGUAAUAGAGUAAGCAAUUCAUGAUUGGACUGAUUAAUUUGUCA
Punica granatum (pomegranate) is the source of this 1689-nucleotide messenger RNA. The record is from RefSeq and is a predicted model, not a curated record. Lineage: Eukaryota; Viridiplantae; Streptophyta; Magnoliopsida; Myrtales; Lythraceae.